AUGUCUCAACAAAGCUCCGAAACUGAACUUGACAUUCCAUCGGAUAUUAUCAAACUGAUUUGCAGCGAAUAUUUAGCCCCUCUUCCCACCUUGUUCUUGUAUCAGCGUGUUUGUAAAUCAUGGCAACAAAGUCUGAUCACAGUACUGGAGGAACAAGGCUCAUCCUUGUUCCGUCAUAUUCAUUUCGGAAUUAAUAAGCUCACUCCUUUACUCGCAAUUGUGAAGGAAGAUAUUGCUACUACACACGAAGAAGAGAAGCACAAAGAAUCGUCCAAGAAAAAGAAAUCGAAAAAGAAAUCUGGUACGAACGUUGAUCUCAUUACUGGUAACGAUGAUGAAGAAGACGAGAAGAAAGAAACAGUUUCUGUACCUCAAAGGGACAGUGAUGUAUUUAUUCUCGAUGCCUACCUCAAAAUUGAAAUCAAAAAGAACUCACACACAUACUUUCACUCAUUCUUGGACAGUCUUAACAAAUUUGGAAUUGGUAAACAUGUAGAGAAAAUAACUCUUCCUUCGAUUAGAAUAAGCAACGAAUUAAUAUAUUUGUUGUGCAAAUAUUUUUUUAAUUUACAACAAAUUGUCUUUGCUUUAUGCGAACCAGCUUCACACGUGGGAAAGAGGGGAUGGGAGAAUAUUGAAUGGCAAAAAAUUGGACUAGAACUAUCCAAAGACAGAUUAGCAGAAACUGGCGAUCAAAUAGCUCCGUAUGCUCCUUAUUCGAUCAAAAGGAUAACUUUCAUUACUCAUGAAAGUAUUGAAGACUACGAUUAUGAAACUAUUAUGUGCUACCUAUUAGACACCUUCAUUAAGAAUGAAAGGGAAGAUUUCUAUGAUAUUAAGGAGUCUCGCAUAGACUGGUUACAUUUUAUUGAUCUAUUUGAAUAUGACGACCCAACUUAUGUGUCCUUGUUAAAAAGUAAUUCCAUAGAGAAGGAAAUACCAAUAGAAUAUCACAUUCAAAGAUUUUUAAUUGACAUGUCUCCAUGGGAUGAUGUUGAUGAUGAGGAAUUUGAUGAAACCUAUAUUCAUCCAAUGGUUAAUAUUUUAACCGAGAAUUGGAAAGGUGACAUUGAACAUUUUUAUAAGAAUAACGUACUGUCUAUUCAUCAGGUACUUUCACCUCGUUUAGGAUAUAAUAUUGGACAUGCCUUAGCUACCUCUUUGUGGACAAAUUUGAAUGAAAACAUUAAUCAAAAAAGAAUAACUGCAGAGAAUGUUACGAAAUGGAGAAAUAGCCAAAAAGUGAAAGACGUAUUGGAAGGACUGAAGUAUUUAAUUAGUAGAGGAUUGGAUGUUGUAAGAAAACAAGACAAAUUCAAAGGUCUUACCAUUAUUGAAAUGAUACGCUUGUCCGAUGAGCUUGUGAAAAAGCAAGGAUGGAGUAUUUGUCCAGCACUACUAGAUGAGGUAAAGGAUAUGAUAAGAUUACACUCAUUUUCGAAUGAAAUUAGUGAUGUUGACCUUCAUAUUGACAAGCAAGCCACAAAGAAAAAAAGAAAAAAGAAAGAGGAAGAAUAUGAGUUUGAAGCAGAUAGCGACGACGAGGAGCCAUACGAAGAAGAGGAAGAGGAAGAUUAUUCUCCAAAGAAAAAGAAAACCAAAAAGGCUUACAACACUCGAAAAACAUCCUCAACAAAAACAAAAUAUUUUUAA
Naegleria lovaniensis is the source of this 1653-nucleotide messenger RNA. RefSeq lists its product as uncharacterized. NCBI's taxonomy places the organism in Eukaryota, Heterolobosea, Eutetramitea, Acrasida, Naegleriidae. The record is from RefSeq and is a predicted model, not a curated record. The coding region runs from base 1 to 1653 and encodes 550 amino acids. The transcript has a single exon.